CCCCCUCAACGCUAAACGCUCGCAACUUUUCCCUCGUUCGACCCGACGACGCACCACCCAGGACCCGAUUGACCUCCUCAAUUGCCGUCCGCCGCACCCCGACCGUCUUCGAGUCCACCUUUUAAUUCCCCUUUCCUCCGAACCCCCGAGCGCACCCGGCCUCGCCAAACACCAACUCGUCCAAAAAUGUCGUCAAACGCUUCCAAGGCUGGAUCCAACGUCCUCCGGUACUCGGCCCUCGCCGCCGGUAUCUUCUACGGCUUCACCCACCAGAGGUCCAUCAGCGCCGCUGAGAAGGCCGCUGCUGCCCAGCGCGAGUACGAGCACAAGCAGGAGCUAAUAAACAAGGCCAAGGAGGCCUACGCCAAGUCCAAGCAGCCCGUUUCCGCCGUCUCUACUCCUAGUGGACAAACAGUCAACCAGGAUCCCAUGAGCCCCAACUUCGACAUCGAAGCCUACUUCAGCGCGCUUCUUGCGAAGGCCUAGAUGGGGAAGCCGAGAUGAAGUUGUGCACGCAGGACGCAUGGAACGAGUUCAAGAUAGACGCGCUUCGCAUCGCAGGGAGGCAAUUAUCAAUGGGUUUAUUGGGUUUGAACGUCAAAGAAAGGAGCAGGGAAAUGGGAACUGCCGAACGAGGGUUGUUUAGGAAAAAAAUAGAGGAGGGCGUUUACUGAUCACCAACUCUCUCGUCCUCCGCCGGUCUGAGGAGGGAUGCCAACUGCUGCCUUGGGAAAACGGGAAACGGCCAAGAACGACGACAAACACUGGACACACAAGACAACCGCUUCAUCAACGAUAUCCAUGAACCCAUUCCCUUCCCCCACCAAUUUUCACCCCGCAGAAUACAUGUGGAUCGCGUAUUGCCUUGUACACAAGACAAAGGGAUCCCGUGUGAGAUUUCACCUGCUGCUGUUUCAAAGGCAUCUAAUGAUGUUUAAGCAUGGUGUGUAUUAUUUGCCCAACCUACCACAUACAUCUAAAAACAAAGAUAAUUCACUCC
Messenger RNA from Neurospora crassa OR74A, 1000 nucleotides. RefSeq lists its product as hypothetical. The record is from RefSeq and is a predicted model, not a curated record. The coding region runs from base 187 to 486 and encodes 99 amino acids. Gene Ontology annotation, biological process: proton motive force-driven ATP synthesis. Lineage: Eukaryota; Fungi; Ascomycota; Sordariomycetes; Sordariales; Sordariaceae. Gene Ontology annotation, molecular function: proton transmembrane transporter activity. The transcript has 3 exons.